CUCCUGUCCUGCUGGGGGCGACAGAGCGCCGCCGUGUUCCGCCGCCGAUGACGCGCUACGACACGGGGAUUAACAGUAAACACAGACCGUCGCCCCAGCGAGCUUAAACUAGUGAACGCCACCCUGAGCUAAAAGACUGUUUCUUGUUGUGGCUCUAGUGAUGUGCUGUAGCGGAACCCUUUCCCUGCCUAGUUGCUGUUGCCCCUGAAGACUUCCACCGACACCACCUCCUUCCUCCACCUCCACCUCCUCCUCCCUCUGGUCGUCCCUGUGAUGCCUCCUCCAUGCUGUGGCUACCUGUCACAGUACACCCAUCAUCAUCUGGUUGCCUUCCUCCUCACCUUCUUUAGUUAUGUGUUGCUGCAUGCAUCCAGGAAGACUUUCAGCAAUGUGAAAGUGAGCAUCUCGGCCCAGUGGACACCAUCUGUCCAGAAUGACAGUGCACCCGCUUUCUCUCCUGGAGAGACUUGGCAGAACAAUCAUCUGUUUGCAGAUGAGAAGGAGGCAACUCUGUUCCUGGGGGCUCUAGACUCGAUCUUCCUCUUCUCAUAUGCUGUGGGUCUGUAUUUGAGUGGUGUGAUUGGGGAUAGAGUGAACCUGCGCUAUGUGCUCUGCUUCGGUCUCUGUGGCUCUGCUAUAGUAGAGUUUGUGUUUGGCACCCUGACUGAAUGGCUGCGCAUCUACAACGUCUACCUGUACUGUGUCCUGUGGGUGCUCAACGGCCUGCUGCAGUCGGCCGUGUGGCCCUGCGUGGUGGCCGUCAUGGGCAACUGGUUCGGCAAGACGGGGCGCGGCUUUGUCUUUGGCCUGUGGAGCGCCUGUGCCUCUGUGGGCAACAUCCUGGGUGCUGUCCUGGCCUCUAGUGUUCUCAAGUAUGGCUAUGAGUACGCCUUUCUGGUGACCUCCGUUGUGCAGUUCGCUGGCGGGAUAGUCGUGUUUUUCGGACUUCUUACCUCCCCCAAAGAAGUCGGUUUGAGUUUGGAGUCAGACACUGGACUCAGUCCAGUGGAGACGGACACAGACAGCCAUAGACCACUGAUGAGCGAUGAGGAGGACGAGGGGGAAUUGUAUGGGAGACAAAACCAGUCUAUCCAGCAGCUAGAUGAACCUCCAGCUGAGGCUCCCCAGGCUGUGGGCUUUAUCCAGGCUUGCUGUCUGCCGGGGGUUCUCUGUUAUUCUCUGGCGUAUGCGUGCUUGAAGCUGGUCAAUUACUCCUUUUUCUUCUGGCUUCCUUUCUACCUGAGUAACAACUAUGGUUGGAAGGAGGCCGAGGCUGACCGCCUGUCAGUGUGGUACGACGUUGGCGGGAUCAUCGGGGGGACAGUUCAGGGUCUUAUCUCUGACUUCAUGGGGAAGAGAGCCCCGGUGUUGGCCUUGAGUCUGGCAGUGGCGAUGGGAUCUCUGGUGGGAUACAGUCACUCGCCCAAUGACCAGCUGAUAAAUGCUGUGUUGUUGGCUACCACCGGCUUCUUCAUUGGUGGUCCGUCCAACAUGAUCAGCUCAGCCAUAUCUGCAGAUUUGGGGAGACAAGAGGCUCUGAGGGGCAGCCAGGAGGCUCUGGCUACUGUCACUGGUAUAGUGGAUGGGACCGGUAGUAUAGGAGCUGCUGCAGGACAGUACCUAGUGUCCCUGAUUGAGAGUGGACUGGGCUGGAUGUGGGUGUUCUACUUCUUCAUCGUCAUGACCGGAGGCAGCAUUGUUUUCAUCUUCCCCUUGCUCUUCAGCGAGCUGCGUGCCAUGUGGAGAGACAGAAGAGCGCUGCGGCGCCAGCUCUGAAACCUGCAACAUCUGCUGCUGUAACAUAAUUCCUACUCUUACACUGCUUGGCUGCUCAGAGACGGCUCCUUGGGUGAGUUUUGGUAUGUGGAACCAUUAGGUGGAUGCUGCUCCUUAAAGCCAGGAUGGUGAUCGGUUUGGCAACACAUCACCUGUGAGCCCUGAGGUCUCACUCUCUCACUAGUGUAGUGGAAAUGAAAAGUGGUUUGAACCAGGAGUGGCCUUUCACAACCAUCACAGAAUGUACAAAUGUAGAUAUGUAUGGUUCAAAUUGAUGUAUUGAUAUUUAAAUUGAUUGAAGUUGGAUUUUAAAACAAGUUUUUAAGUUAGAUGUUGGGCUCUUAGAGACAAUUUGGGGAUUAGAAAGUCCUAUCGAAUGUAAAUAAGACAAAAAUAUAAGUGAUUUUAAAGACCUCCAGUAAAAUAUUUUUGUGCUUUUUUUGUUCAGGGUCUAAAUGUUGCACUCUAGGAUUAUUACUAUUAUAAGAUUCUAGUGAACCACCGAUAUAAGCUGGGUUUUAGGAGCUUUUUUGCACCUCACAGACAUUUGAUUUCUCGUACAGUUUUGCGUUAUCAUGGUUAGAGUGUAGGUAACGGGGGACUGGUCCUCUUGAUUCUGUCUACAUGCUCGUCACGGAUUUGACAUGUUCUAAUUUGACUCGUUUACUUUCUGUUCACCGGAAUGUUUACAUCUAAAAAUGUUAGUGUCUUACGUCACAGGACAUCCUCAUGAAAACUCGCACACUUUGAAAACUGUGCCAUUGUUUUUGAGACUUUUUUGAGCGGGUGAAAACUGUGUUUGUAGCAGAAGCUUCAUACUUGUUUUCUAUUUGGGGGAAACGUCAGUUUUAAUUUUCAAGGUAGUAAAUAUUUUGAUUUUUUGAGGGAGCAGCUGUGGCAAAUAUACUUGGAACAUAGUUUGCGCUUUUGCAUGGAACACUAUUUAAUGUCUUCUCCACUUGUAUGAGACUCGUUUCUUAUGCUAAACCUGAGGCAGCGGAGCCUGAAAUGAGACUUGCACCUCUGCUCCUCUCUUUGAAAUUGGAACCUGUGGUGUUUUAUUUUUAUUUUUUUUGGUAUAUUUUUUAUUUAUAUGUACAUUUUUAAAUUGUAAAUGCAAUUCUUCUUGUUUUAAAUAAAUACAAAUUUCAUUUUGCAAA
Messenger RNA from Betta splendens (Siamese fighting fish), 2936 nucleotides. It is a transcript of the gene slc37a3, whose product is annotated as solute carrier family 37 member 3. The record is from RefSeq and is a predicted model, not a curated record. Lineage: Eukaryota; Metazoa; Chordata; Actinopteri; Anabantiformes; Osphronemidae. Gene Ontology annotation, biological process: transmembrane transport. The transcript is spliced from 14 exons. Gene Ontology annotation, molecular function: transmembrane transporter activity. Gene Ontology annotation, cellular component: endoplasmic reticulum membrane. Bases 274 to 1776 code for a protein of 500 amino acids.